UCAUCGUCUUGCUCAUUUCACAUCACAAUUUUAUAUGGAUUUUCAAUAAAACAAUAAUUUCGAGUUGUAAUAAUUUAUUUUAAUUGGCUUUGUCAUGUUUCGUAAGACGUUAAAAUUAAAUUUACUAGCACGAGGCCAUGAGGUACAAAGAUGUAAACAUACUAGUAAAUUGGAUGCUAUUAGAGAAAAGUUAAGGGAAGGUCCAGGACUAGCGGAUUUCAUAUCUGAGGAUAGACCAGCUAACUGGGAUGACUAUGAAGGGAAGUUGAAACGAGAGAAAGGUGAUGUUGAGAGAUUGAGACUACCUCCCUGGUUGAAGACAUCAAUACCAACAGGUUCAAAAUUCAGUGCAUUAAAGGAGCAGCUCCGUGGGCUGAAGUUGAGCACCGUGUGCGAGGAGGCUCGGUGUCCCAACAUUGGGGAGUGCUGGAGCGGAGGCAAGCAUGGCACCUCAACUGCCACUAUCAUGUUAAUGGGUGACACAUGUACGCGUGGCUGCAUGUUCUGUUCAGUGAAGACAUCUAGGGCUCCGCCCCCGCUGGACCCGGAGGAGCCUCGCAACACUGCAUAUGCUGUAGGCCAGUGGGGUCUCGGGUACAUUGUGCUGACUUCUGUUGAUAGAGACGAUUUACCCGACGGCGGGUCUUCGCAUUUUGCAGAAACUGUCAGAGAAAUAAAACGACAUAUAGAGACAGUGGAGAGACUUACCCCCUUCGUGAGGGACAGGCGAGCAGGGUAUCGUCAGACGCUGAAGGUGCUGGAGACGGCGAAGGAGGUGAACCCCGAGCUGGUGACCAAGUCCUCCAUCAUGCUGGGGCUGGGGGAGACUGAUGAACAAGUGGAGCAGACUAUGAAAGAGCUGCGAGCAGCGGGGGUGGACUGCGUGACGCUGGGCCAGUACAUGCAGCCCACGCGCCGCCACCUCAAGGUGUUCGAGUACGUGACGCCCUCCAGGUUCCAGCAGUGGGAGCGGCGCGGCGCCGAGCUGGGCUUCCUCUACACCGCCAGCGGACCCCUCGUCAGGUCCUCCUACCGCGCCGGCGAGUUCUUCCUCACCAGCCUGCUCAAAAACAGGAAGGUUAAAACGGCUUGAACACCACUUACAUCUUUAUGGCCGGUUUCUCAGCUACAUUUAUACAUUCGUUACUUAUUGGUUCGAUAACUUCAUGAUACGUUUCUGAACUAUGUAACUUCAGUUGUUUUUCUAACAGCUAUCGAUAUAGUGCCGAUAUCUAGGACAAGUCAGUAUUGGCUUGCUGUCUAUUCUGUAUUACAGUAGUUUUACAAACACAUAGUUAAAUUAAAUACUGUUUGAGUUUAAAGUCUGAAUGUGGCUUAAAUACGAAAAAUUUCGAAUGAAAUAAUCGAUUUUUUUAUUCGAAAUAAAAUUCAAAUUCAAAUUACUGUUAUUAUUUAAAGUGAUGCAACACUGAAAUGUAUAAAAUCACCUUUAAAAUAGAUUUAAAUGUAGUGUAAGAAGGUUUAAAAUCAAAAAGCAAUCUGAAAUAGUAAAUUUGAUAUUUUUAUGUAAAUAAAUUUUUGUAAUUAAUUACAUAGAAGUAGGAUAUUGUGAUAGAAAAUAUUUAUCUGGUGUAAAAUGUCUUCAUUGUGUAUAUUUUGUUUUCUAACAAUUGUUGCAAUAAAAUUGUUACUGUUAUUA
Papilio polytes (common Mormon) is the source of this 1660-nucleotide messenger RNA. It is a transcript of the gene Las, whose product is annotated as lipoyl synthase, mitochondrial. Gene Ontology annotation, biological process: lipoate biosynthetic process. Gene Ontology annotation, cellular component: mitochondrion. The transcript has 8 exons. Lineage: Eukaryota; Metazoa; Arthropoda; Insecta; Lepidoptera; Papilionidae. The record is from RefSeq and is a predicted model, not a curated record. Gene Ontology annotation, molecular function: 4 iron, 4 sulfur cluster binding; lipoate synthase activity. The coding region runs from base 95 to 1093 and encodes 332 amino acids.